Molecule: messenger RNA, 3651 nt
Organism: Stylonychia lemnae
Lineage: Eukaryota; Ciliophora; Spirotrichea; Sporadotrichida; Oxytrichidae
Source: the annotation of a GenBank genome assembly
AUGCAAUCAGUGCUGGUUAAGCAGCAUGUGUUAGAUGCUCUAAGCAUUAUUGAAAAGAAGCAAAAAGCAGAAGAGAAGGAAUUCAAGAAAAAGCAAAGGGGUCACGGCCAGAAUAGGAGGUCAUACAGUUCAUCGAGUGAUAGUAGUGAAGAGGAGAGCUCGUCAUCUGAAGAAGAGGAGGAUAGUGAUGAUUCAGAAGCUGAACUCUCUGAUGAUGAUCCCAAAAAUAAACAGCAUAUUCGCAAUAAGCAUACACCAGGAAAAGAGGAUUAUCUGAAAUUCGAUGAUUAUGAAUUAGAGGAAAGAAAGGAUAAAAGUUUGAGCAAUAUGGAUGAUAGCGGCAACAUGGCCUAGAAUGGCGUAAGCAAUGAUGAUGACGACCUUUUACUUGAUAACUUUUUAAUCAAAGUCAAUGAAGGUGGUGAUAAUCCAGAUUAGCAAGAUGAAAUAAACCUUAUAAGAGCAUAGAAAGCGUCUCAAAUUUCAAUAAUGCAAAUGCAAGAAGACUUCGCGAUAAAGAAGUCAAUGCAGGAAUAUGAACUCUAGGUGAAAAAGUAAGAAGAUGAGAAAAAGCGAGAAUAGGAAAAGUAGGCACUAGAGGCCAGGAGGCUGCAAGAGAAGUUUGAAGAGGAGGAGAGAAUCAGAUAGGAAAAAUAAAGAGAAUUCUAGUUAAUUUAGACUAAUAAGAGCAAAGCUGCUAAGAUUUAAGAGUAGCAGGUCAAAUAAGAAUAAGCGAUGCAAAUAAUCAAGUCUGAGAUGAGCACGCAAAAGGAGAGUCUUUAAGAAAGACUAAAGGCGAGGAAAUAAAACCGUUAAAUUAAGAAAAACGAAGAUAGCGGUAGUAAUGCUGUAUCCCCAGACUAAUUAACAAAUUUAGGUUAAGGAUAGACUUCGCCUAUUAACAAGCAGGGAAGUGGAAACGAUCUGUCAAAUUUAAGCAACGAUGAUUUGGAUGAUAACAUGAUUCUUAAGAAUCUUGAGUGUGACAUUGAUAGAGACCCAGAUCAACAGGAUGAAAUGGGAGAUGAUGACGAUGAUACUGAGAUGGCCGAAGCUUUAGCCGAGAUAGAAAAAAAGAAGGAGGAGAUUAUGGAAGAAUUUUAUGAGGUUGCCUUUACCAAAAAGCACGAAGCAGUUGAAGAGGUUAAAGCAGACUGCAAAAAGAAUAAAACCCCUAAGGACUAGGAAAAGAAGCGAGUGCAGGAAACUCAGUAAUUAAUGGACUAAAAGAGAAAGAACGGUGUGAACGAGAUUAAUAAGCUAAUUAACAUUAUCAUUCAGGAUGAGAACUCCAGCAUGAAUGAGAAACUGGCAAGGCUGCAGGAUAUGGAACAAAUUAGGGCACUAAUGAAUAGCUACUUUGAUAAACAAGAGGAAUCAAUAGAGGAAUAGAAAGAGAAUCAGGGUGGUCAGGCUUUUCAGAGCAAAAUACUUAAGAAAAAGUGGCAAGCCCAUGAAUUUGAACUGCACAAGUAAAAGAUCUAGACCGUAAAGGCCUAAACUGAUACAACUCGGCCAAAUAGCUUGAAGUUCCCACUUUUAAAGUCAAAGAAACGCCAGUUAUAAGAAGACAAACUGACAGAAAUAGAGAGAGCUAAUAGGAUACUUCUGGAGAAGAUGACCUUGAUCAUGAAUAGUGAAGAGAGUUUUUCAGUUCCAAGAGCUACCAGGGUAAAUUAGACAAUCUCUGGAAUAAACAAUACAAGCAGAGAAAGCAGUGAAAACGAUAGAAAACUAGACAAUAGCGUAUCAAAGCGUAGUCUUAAUUAGAGAUUUAGGAAGAGACAUCUAUCUAAGAUUAAUUAGGAAAAUACUUAGGCUAAUCGCAAACGUGAGGAAAUACUAAGACUUAGAACUGAGUACCCUGAUUAGCUUGAUGCUAGAAAAUCGUAGAAGAAACUUUCAACAGUCAAAUCAAGGCAAAGUGUAUUCCAGAAGGCGCUCUAAUUUAGGAAUCAGCAUUAUAUUCUGCCAAAUCAACUAAACUAGAAUCCCUCUUAUAUGGAAUUUCAUUCAAGAAAAGAAGUAAUCACUUCAGGUGGUGAAUUAAUCACCCAGCCUCCAGUUGAUAUAGUUACUGAUGAUGAAAUGGAGGAGCUGAUCAAAGAGGUCAGGAGUGCCGAAAAGGGAGAUAGAGGUAAGAAAGCCAAAGAUCAGGAAUUUAUGGGCCAGCAAGAUGACACAGCUUUUGGCUCAAUAGAUGAUAACGUACGAAAUCUUAACAGUGAUUUGUAAAACCCUAAUUUUGGACAGUAAAGGAUGCAAUAACAGAAAAGUAUUCCAAAGUUACACCAAACUGUGAGUUACUUUCACAGCAAGCAGCAAAGCAAUGAUUACACUUAAGAGAAUGGUUAGCAAAGAGCUAGUAAUAUGAAUCUUAGCAAUCAAUAUUAGGUGUAGGAAUCUUAGCAUCACCCACAGGCAUCUCUUUAGCUGUAGACUCAAUAUCAAUCAUAUAUGGUCAGACAAGAUUCAGUUGAGCAAGCAAAUGCGAUGCAUGUCCAGACUAUCAGACCACUAUAUCUGAAAUAUCAUUAGGAUAUUGAUCCCGAGAGAAUUGUAUUGUACAGAGAAGAUUUCAGAGAGAUACUUCCUCAUGAAAUAAAUACAAAGAAGGUAUACAAGCCUAAGUUUUACAUAGUAGAAGUUUCAAGAUCAAGAUACAAGUUGUACCUCAUUGCGGUGAAGAUACCAGAAAAAUACUUGGAUUAAGUCAUUCAAGGCAAGUUGGUGUAUCAUCUGGCAUAGAGUCCUAAGUGCAAGGCAUUUUACACGGAGAUGACUGAGAAAUAAGGCAAAAAGCUGUUGGCAGAGUGUGAAAACAACUAUAAGUAGAUUCUUGACAGAGUAUUUGUGUAGUUUGGCCGUUUGCAUAUCAGAGACUUUGAAAACCUAAUGAAGUUUGGCAGUACUAUUCUACAGAACACUUAGUUUGGAUUCAACUCAUUGCAACAGAGCUCUUCAAGAGUGCUAAACAAUUCGAUCUAUCCUGGGCAGGUUAACCAGCAUUAACACUUAUAAUCUUAAUCAGGCCAUUAGAAUCUUCCCUUCAGUAGCAUUCAGUAGACCAAACAUGCACAUAGAUUUAAUUAAGAUAAUGAGUAUUAAGAAAGCAGUGGUGGUUAGAAAUUUAUAUCGAAUCAUAAAAACUAUCAAAUGAGUCCACAGUAGCCAGUUUCCAAGAAUCAGGAACUUCCAUCUUACGUCCCUACAGCAAGGAGAUAUCAAAAUGCUUCAAUUACCAGUAAGGGAAGAAAAAGCAUGAACGACGAAUCAUACCCCAGGGAUAACUAACUGCUAAUGAGCAUAAACUCCACAAGUUAGCAGAAUAAUGUUUCUAAGAAAUAAUUGCAAUAGCAACAACCUCGCACCAGAAAAAGCCAGCACUUCCCCUCAAUUUCUUAAUACAAAAAGGAGAACUCACUUAAUAAUAGUGCGCAGGGAGUACCUGGUAACUGGGACAUUAUCAAGUCACCCUUUGCCUAGCACUAUGAGAAUGACAACGAAGCUAAAGGCUAAGGAAUGGAUCACAAGCAAACCAGUAGGAAUAAUGAGAACUCAAAAAAUAAUGGAGGUGCAGAGAAAAACUAAGAAAUAAACUAAUUUAUUGAGACUUACAUUGACUACGGUAAAUAGAAAAAGCGUUUUUGA